Molecule: messenger RNA, 1341 nt
Organism: Cryptococcus deneoformans JEC21
Lineage: Eukaryota; Fungi; Basidiomycota; Tremellomycetes; Tremellales; Cryptococcaceae
Product: expressed protein
Exons: 3
Coding region: 241-1317 (358 amino acids)
Source: RefSeq, a predicted model, not a curated record
UUUUACUCUCUUUUUCUACACCAUCCCCUACGCUCCCGCAAACUAUCUCAUUACUCCACAGUCAUUACACAAAUAAUCCGAAUAUCCGAUCCCAUCUGUUCUGGAAGGAACUCGCCGUUUGAAAACCGGCCAAACAAAGCUUCUUGUUCGAGACAAGAGCCUAUAACUUCGAUCAUUAGUAUCCUCAUUCUUUCAGGCAACGCCCGGUUCCAGUCUUAAGAAACAUAAUCACCACACACAAUGACCAGUUCUUCACGACCUGCCACCAGCAUUGCCCGCCUUCCUCCUGAGAUUCAACUGCAAAUCAUUCAUAUGCUCAAGCAAAUAAGUUCAAUCCCGGAGCUCAUCAAUUUGCUCUGCACUUGCCGAUUUAUCUUGGCCGAGUGCGAAUCGGGGUUAUAUGAAAGGGUGGAACUGUCCUCUUCUGCAGCGGCCUCGUUUUUCAAGGGGUUUGACUUGGAAGAAAACAAAGAAAGGUGCUUUUUCGUCCGCAGCAUCGAAGAUCAAGACCAAAGCAACCAUACUACCGUUUCUCAACCGAGAAAGACUAUGCUGCAAAAACUCGAGCUGUUCGGUAACGUCAAAGCAAUGCGAUUCGAUGAUGCAGAAUCGAUUAUAGCAACUUCUGAAGCCGUCAUGGAGCUAAAACGCUAUCAAAAAAGCAUAUCUACAUCAGAGAUAGCAACACAAGAUCCAUGUGGACCAUACAACAUUCUUUUCCCACAACUACGGCGAAUUAGUUUUGGGCCUUCAUCUCUCCCCAAAGUCUGUCGGGAUGGACUUUCCUGGGGUGCGAUACUAGAUACUCUUGGCAGUGCAUGGCCAGAUAACCCUUCAUUGUGUUUCCAUCUAUCACCAAACUCUCUCGAUACCUACGGCAGAAUAGCAGGAUACCUUGAAACAAGAGUGAAAUCGCUCGUACUCCAUCAAGGGUACCCUAGCGAUCUCAUCCUACUGGAUAAACCAUCUGGUAUCCAUGCGGAACAGGUGACCAUGUAUCUUAAGCCUCAUCAGAUAAAAGGUACAUAUACAUGUUGGGAGGAUCACCAUUGGUCCAUCGUGAACUUCUGCAAAAAGUAUUUUGGAGAAAGACGGGCAAGGCACUUUGUCGAUCCUAAUUCUGUUCAUUCCCCCAUAUUCACAUUUGUCAAUAUAUCUGGCAACCUUGACGAUAUUCGCGAAGACAUCGGCCGUCAGUUGCGAGAGAUGGAAUUGGAGGACGGGCUGGUAGAGGCGGUCCAGAAUAAGAUGAGAUUAGUAGGUGUUGGAGAUGUACGGGAAGGUGGGUGCGAGGUGUGUGGGACGUGGGAUACAUGAAGAGACAUAUACAUAGAGCAUGCA